AUGGACCCUUCAGAAUACAUUGACGUAAACUUGACGCAAGCGGACCUGCUAGUUCUAAAGGAACUUCUGCAAGAAUCAGAUCAGAGGGGAAGUAUUUCCAGGGAACAAGUGGUAGCACAAAGGAGUACAACGAGCAAGAAACUUGCAGCUCUAAAUGACCCAUCUUCACCUGACUUUGAUCCUACUGUCUUCGUCAGCUUGGAUCUGAAGGAUCUUCAGAAUUCACUGCCUUCUUGGGUGGAUAAAUGGGUCUUGAAGCCAUACAUCAAGCUUGCGAGGAAUGUUGUCCGUAUAGAAACGGAUGUGGUGAUGCUCACUCAUCUUCUAUUAUAUUUCACUACCUCUCUACCUAGUGCACUCAUCCUAUUCCACCACUUUACCUGGGUCCAUGGUUUCCUCCAUUGGGUCAUGCAGUCCUACUAUGUAGGCACCUAUACUCUGAUGAUGCACCAACAUAUCCACAUGGGAGGGAUUUUGAAACGCAGGUUCCAGUGGUUCGACCAACUAUUUCCCUACAUCACCGACCCUCUCUUGGGCCAUACAUGGAAUUCUUAUUAUUACCAUCAUGUGAAGCAUCAUCACGUCGAGGCCAACGGACCCAAUGAUCUUUCUUCAACGAUCAGAUAUCAACGUGACGAAUUGUUGGAUUUCUUCUGUUACUUCAGCCGGUUUUUCUUCUGUAUAUGGUGGGAGCUACCUCUACACUUCCUGCGCAAGGGGAAUAUCCGCUUCGCACUUAAGUGUUGUAUCUGGGAGCUUCUCAACUAUGCAUUCGUGUUCCUUCUAUGGAAGCACGUUGGCUGGAAACCCACACUUUUUGUCUUUCUUCUCCCGCUGCUGCAACUGCGGGUUGGGUUGAUGGUGGGCAACUGGGGCCAGCACGCAUUUGUGGAUGAAAAUGACCCCAACUCCGAUUUUCGAUCGAGUAUUACACUCAUUGAUGUAGCAAGUAACCGCUUCUGCUACAAUGAUGGCUACCAUACGUCUCAUCAUCUUCAUCCGCGCCGACAUUGGCGCGACCACCCUAUCGCGUUUCUUCGAGACAAGGACCGCUACUCUGCUGAACAUGCACUCGUGUUCCGCAACAUCGACUACAUCAUGAUCACGGUGAUGUUGUUCAGGAAGGACUAUAAGUAUCUGGCUAAAUGUUUGGUCCCAAUGGGGGAGCAGAUCGGGAUGAGUCUGGAUGAGAUUGCAUGUAUGCUGCAAAAGAAGACCCGACGGUUUAGCGAGGAUGACAUUCGACGCAAAUUUGGGAAAUUGGAAUAG
Molecule: messenger RNA, 1269 nt
Organism: Aspergillus tanneri
Lineage: Eukaryota; Fungi; Ascomycota; Eurotiomycetes; Eurotiales; Aspergillaceae
Exons: 3
Coding region: 1-1269 (422 amino acids)
Biological process (GO): lipid metabolic process
Source: RefSeq, a predicted model, not a curated record